UCAGUGGCAUAUCAGAGGAAAAGAGGAAAUUGUAGGAAAGUGUACGAUACCGUCGUGGGUUUGUGAUAAAAACAUUUUUGUUUUUAUUUGAAUAAAUAAUGAAUUGUGAUUUUUAUAUUGGAACCAUAAUAAAUUACGAUUGAUGGUUCAAUUGUAUGGUUUUGCUCAUACCGGCAAGUAUCACAGAAUAAAAUAUCCCAGAAUUAUUGAGUCAAAACGUCAGGUAUUUAGUUCAUAGCGAGAUAACGACAUGGGUCCACCUAAAAAAUUUAGAAAAUAUGAUUCAAAAGCUGGAGGCGACAGGUCGGGGAAGAAAAAAAAAGUAGACGAAGAUGUUACAAUAGAUCUGGUAGAAGAUGAUAAUGGUGAGAAUACUGGUGUACCAGGUGCAGCUAUGCAAGAUGCAGAAAAGAAUGACCAGGUCCCAGAAGAUGAGUUUGGUGCUAAAGAUUACAGAUCCCAAAUGGAACUAAAACAAGAUAGUUCUAGUCGUCCUCUCUGGGUUGCACCAAAUGGGCAUAUAUUCCUUGAGGCAUUUUCGCCAGUUUACAAACAUGCCCAUGACUUCCUAAUUGCUAUUGCUGAACCUGUUUCUAGGCCUCAACACAUACAUGAGUAUAAACUUACAGCAUACAGUUUAUAUGCAGCGGUAUCUGUUGGUUUGCAGACAAAUGAUAUUGUGGAAUACCUACAAAGGCUUAGCAAAUGUGCUGUGCCUGCUGGCAUUAUUGAGUUUAUCCAGCUCUGCACAUUGUCUUAUGGGAAAGUGAAGCUUGUUCUUAAACAUAACAGGUACUUGGUUGAGAGCAAACACGUGGAAGUGCUACAGAAGCUUUUAAAGGAUCCGGUGAUCCAACAGUGUCGAUUGCGACGCGAUGGGGACGAUGAGUUACUUUCGUCUGCACUGCCUAACAAACCUGCUUCUGCUACAGCGAUUGCCGCUAGACCUGGCGAAGACAAACAACCUGCGAACGGGGCGGUCCCCGAGGACAUAAGUCAGUUUUAUCAGCAACUGGACAAAGAUGAUGAGGAAGACGAAAACACUGACAUUACAGCUAAAAACUCUGCUGUUGCCUUCGAAGUAGAUCCUGAUAAAAUUGAGGUUAUACAAAAACGGUGCAUUGAAUUGGAAUAUCCGUUGCUGGCGGAGUACGAUUUCCGCAACGAUACCAUUAAUCCAGAUAUAAACAUCGACUUAAAACCUACAGCGGUGUUGCGUCCCUAUCAAGAAAAGAGUUUACGCAAAAUGUUCGGAAAUGGACGAGCGAGGUCGGGGGUAAUCGUGUUGCCUUGUGGCGCGGGCAAGUCGCUUGUGGGGGUGACAGCGGUGUGCACUGUUCGCAAGCGCGCCCUCGUGCUAUGCAACUCGGGCGUGUCUGUAGAGCAGUGGAAGCAGCAGUUCAAGUGCUGGUCUACCGCUGACGAUAGCAUGAUAUGCCGAUUUACAUCGGAAGCGAAAGACAAACCGAUGGGCGCGGGUAUCCUUAUCACUACGUACUCUAUGAUCACACACGGUCAACGCCGCUCGUGGGAGGCUGAGCAAACUAUGAAGUGGCUCCAAGCCCAAGAGUGGGGCGUCGUGGUACUCGACGAAGUGCACACCAUCCCCGCCAAGAUGUUCCGACGCGUGCUUACUAUUGUGCACUCACACGCAAAACUAGGUCUAACCGCAACUCUGCUACGUGAAGACGAUAAGAUAGCAGAUCUAAACUUUUUAAUCGGACCUAAACUUUACGAGGCGAACUGGCUGGAGCUACAAGCGAACGGAUAUAUCGCGAGGGUACAGUGCGCUGAGGUUUGGUGUCCCAUGAUGCCGGAGUUCUACCGCGAGUACCUUGUACAAAAAAUAAAUAAGAAAAUGUUGCUAUACGUAAUGAACCCAUCGAAAUUUCGUGCGUGCCAGUUUCUGGUGCGUUACCACGAGCGACGCGGCGACAAAACUAUCGUUUUCUCCGACAACGUUUUCGCAUUGCGUCAUUACGCCGUCAAGAUGAACAAGCCAUACAUCUACGGCCCCACGUCACAGAACGAGAGGAUACAAAUUUUGCAGAACUUCAAGUUCAAUCCGAAGGUGAACACGAUAUUCGUGAGCAAGGUCGCCGAUACCAGCUUCGAUUUGCCCGAGGCUAAUGUGCUGAUUCAGAUCUCAUCGCAUGGUGGUUCGAGGAGACAAGAAGCGCAGCGGUUAGGUCGAAUUUUGAGAGCCAAGAAAGGUGCACUAGCAGAGGAAUACAAUGCCUUCUUCUACACUCUCGUAUCUCAGGACACAUUAGAAAUGGCGUACAGUCGCAAAAGGCAGCGGUUUCUUGUUAACCAAGGUUAUAGCUACAAGGUGAUCACUGAAUUGAAGGGAAUGGAUCAAGAGCCAGACAUGUUUUAUGGCACCAGAGAGGAGCAAGGAAUGUUAUUGCAACAGGUGCUAGCGGCGUCAGAGACAGACUGCGAGGAGGAACGCGAGGGUGCCGUGGGAGGGCCGGGAGGCACGGCGCGGCGAGCGGGUGGUAGCCUCGCCUCCCUCGCCGGCGCCGACGAUGCGCUCUACCUUGAGCACCGUCGCUCGUACAACAAACACCCGCUCUUCAAGAAGUUCCGAUAUUGAACUCGCACGGAAGAAGUUAAUAGAUGCUGCCAAACCACGAAAAAUAAUACCACCAUUCUUUUUACCAAAAUCUAUUAUUUUUGUUUUAUUUAACUCCCCUGAAAUCCCCAAUCCGAUAUAAACUUUAUUGUUUACAAAAAUCCUCGUUGA
Pararge aegeria (speckled wood butterfly) is the source of this 2749-nucleotide messenger RNA. RefSeq names its product general transcription and DNA repair factor IIH helicase subunit XPB (gene hay). The record is from RefSeq and is a predicted model, not a curated record. The transcript is spliced from 16 exons. Gene Ontology annotation, molecular function: ATP binding; DNA binding; hydrolase activity. Lineage: Eukaryota; Metazoa; Arthropoda; Insecta; Lepidoptera; Nymphalidae. The coding region runs from base 251 to 2599 and encodes 782 amino acids. Gene Ontology annotation, cellular component: transcription preinitiation complex; nucleotide-excision repair factor 3 complex; transcription factor TFIIH holo complex. Gene Ontology annotation, biological process: transcription initiation at RNA polymerase II promoter; nucleotide-excision repair.